AUGCCCCCGACCUUCUCUCCUCCACCUGGGGACGUAGUGAAGAUGACGCAUCGGCGGGUAAGGGAAGGGCCCUCGCCUUCGCCAAAGCGAGCGCGCGCGGGGCUUUCACCGCCCCCACUGCCGCCUCGCUCGCUGACGCUGGAGCGGGACGCCAAGGCUUUGCAGGCGAUGUUGCAGGAAAUAGACGAGGCCUUCCACCUCAAUGACGACGAUAACGAGCGGCGACUGCGACUGCGUCAGUUGGGGGAGCAGCAGAUGGUGCUACAGCGCCUUUGCGAGGCGGCACUCCAGACGGAGGAGGGUCUUGGCGGUAGCACGGUGCGCCCUAGGGCGGGCGCCGACGCCGCGAACGGUAGACCCGCGGAGGCGGGCAUUGUGUUGACUCCGCGCUCCUUGGAAAGCCUCUCGACGUACGGCGAUGUGGGGGCGACAGUAAUGGGGCGCAGCGCCAGCCGCACGGAUGCCGGCUCCCUGCCGCGGUCGGCGCCCCUCUUGCCGCCCUACGGGCCCUCGAAGGAGGCGCUAUCCGCCACACGUACUGCGCAACCGUUUUGCAAGGACUCAGUCGGCAUCUCACCGCCUCUAGAAUCUCCUGUGGCGGAGGCCGCCUCGACCCGUGCGCCCGCGAGGCGAGAAACACUACCCCCCUUGUCUUCCCCCGCGUUAGUUGAGGACACCGCAUUAGAGAAAGAGCGACGCCUCAUUGAGGAAUUUCUUGGGGUGGCAGGGGCGGAAUCCGCCGCCCACCCGUAUGCGGCCGCAGGGAACGAGAGGCGAGGGCCGGCGGCCAACGGGGUGGUGCCGUUUGUGCCACGGCUGAACCUCCAACGCCUCGGCGGGAACCCGCCUACGCGCGGUCCCGCCGCACAAGAUGACUUGCACGCAGAGAAUUUCGAUGUGAGGGAAGAGGAGCAGCUGCUAAGGUGCCUCGUGCAGAGAGAGCCGCAACGCUCGGAAGACCCCUUGCCGGAGGCCUGCACGGCCCCAAUCUCUCGCUCUGGUGAGGCUCUGGGAGAGCUGGGAACUCCCAGCGCACAGGCGGAAACCUCGCCGCACGCACGAGAAAGGAGUUUUUCUGCACCUUCCGACAUCCCGGCGGCCCCGCGUCGCAACGGCAACGAGCCUCACCGCCCAGCUUCAUCGUAUAUUGAGGGCAACGCAGCCACCAGUGCGGAAAAGAGGAAGGAUGAAGAGGUGCCCGCCUCCCACACUGGUGAGACGCAGGAGUUGUUACAAGAAAAUAUCGAUCUCCACACGGAGCUGGAGACGCAGGAUGUUGCCCUUCGGGAGUUGACGCGAAAAACAGAAACUCUCGCCCGUCAUCUUGUCAAGUCCAUGCGAGACCGAACUCAACUCCAAACUCGUGUGGAGGAGUUAGAGGCGUCCGUUGCUCGCGCAAACUACAAGGUUCAAAGCCUGCAAAGGGCGGCGGAGGAGCAGAAUAAGGUGACGUGUGCCGUGGAUGUAUGGCGUGCGGCUGUGCAUGCCAAGGAGCGUGAACUGCGUAUUUGCGAGGAAGAGCUCUGUCGUCUGCGUGGCAUUGUUGAAGAGCGUGUAAUGCGCUCUGGAAAAGCAUUGUUGCAGCAUGACGCCGCCGUGGACCUCGCACAGGUAAAGAGCGACGUUGAGGAGCUUCUUCUUGAAAUCGCAUCCACCCACGUUCUUCGGCGUGAGGCUGAGGCGCACGCGGAACGCAUUUCAGAUGAGUUGGAGGCGGCGCAGUCGCACAUACAACUCCUUGACAACCGUCUGGCUGAGGCCGAGAGGACGGUGGCAUCUCAGCGACUGCAGGAGAUGCGGGAUCGUUUUCUGCCCGACACGGAUGCCUCACAGGCGGCGUCCGCAUUGUCGACAUUGCCAACUUUUUCGAUGCCGCCAAGUGAAGCCGUUGCAGCCUGGCCUUUUGAGGCAAGACGUGAGUUGGCCCGCCUAGCGGCCUACGCGGAGGGUCUUGUGGCACAACAUGCUGAAAGCGACCGUUAUGCCGAGCUAAGACUGUCGCACGCGAGGUUCGAGAAGGAGGAACUGGGUGAGCGGUGUCGUGUGUAUGAGUCUGGGGUGAAGCAGCUGGAGGAUGAGACGGAGGCGCUUCGACGAGAGCGGGUGGUGUGGAAGUUGGGAGAGCAGCGUUGGCGACAACAGCUUCUGGAGGUGCAGGAGGAUGCGGCGCUCGUGACGGAGUUAUUGCAGACCGCCGUCGCGAAUGCGGAGAGGGUAUUGGAGUCCGUGGCGCUGACGGGCGUAGAUCCGCAGGUGAAGACGGAGGUGGAGAUGUUCGUGAAGGGUGUGAUGCACGACUGGGACACCGUGCGACGCUUUACCACGGCGCUGCAGCGCAUGCAACUUUGUGGCUCGCAGUCGCAGCAGCAAAAAGAGGUGGGGAAACUUCCUCUUUCUACGGCGACCAGAACACGGAGAGAGUUUGUUCUGCAGGCGGUUGAGGCUGCAAUGGCGCAGAAGGCGCCAUCGAGCUCAGCGUCACUGCCGCCACGGACACAAGCAGAGGCUUGGCGGCAUCUAGCGCCCGCCCCGAGCUCCUUGCCGGGGUCCUUUUUCAUACCUCGUUCGCCCGUCACGCGGAGCAUGUCGACGAUGGAAGGGGACAGCAACUGGAAGGAGGAACUGCGGGCCAUCCACUGGUCAUCGCAUGCCCCUCACGUGGAGGCACAGUCGCUUUCUCCGCCGCUUCCAACAUUUGCAGAAGACGUGGCCGUCGUCACCCGCGAGGGCAGGCAGCGGAGUGAGCGACAACGUGAAGUAAAGGCAACAAAGCCGAGAGCCCGGCGGAUACCUCCUCCUGCUGAAAGUCCACGUGGGCUCCUGCCGCAGCCUUCAAGGGAUGCAGAAGGUCCUUUCUUCUUCCAAAGGUGCGAUCACGCGAAACUCGUGACGUCAACUGCAAAAAUAGAGCUGUCUCAGCCUCCGGCAUGCCGAGAAGCCAAUCCAGUGUCAUCCACGUUGGUAAGGCGGGAAUUGAGCUUCACCGAGACUCCAGCAGCUGGAGGGAGCAAGGAUGUCUCAGUCGCCCUUGGGACGCCCGCCGAGCUCUCGCGCGGCGACAAGCGAACUGAGCUUCCUGUGCCAGAGGGCGCCACCGAAGCCAGGGCAGUAGAGCACCCAAGGACGGAUGGGGGGGAGGCCGGUGCGCGUCCAGUUCAGUUGUCCUCAAACUUCGGGGCAGCAAUGCUGACAACCUGUAGCGAGGACGUCGAAGAGGUGGUGGAGCCCCUCGAGCUUGGGGAGGGCACAGUUCUGCGCGGCGCCACACCAACGACGUCGUUCGUGUCUGCAGUCACCGCUGCAACCACGCUGGCCACCGAUACGGGUAUGACAGUGGAGGAAAAGGCUCUCGGUGGUGGAGGUCCGCGACUACAGCCGGAAUGCGGGCUGCGGCUGCGGGCAAAUGAAGUGAGUCCAGCGAAGGAGCAGACGCCCAGGCCCGCGACCAGCAAAGACGGUGUCAAUGUUUCGACGAGUUCGGUCCCCGGCGUAAUCACCGAGGCCAUGAAGGACCCUAAAAAAAUAAACCGGGUAAGCAGAAAAACAUGGGAGGCAGAUGUAGAUGAUACCAGCAACGAACCGCGAUUGCACAUGGUACCUCCUCGAAUGGGUGAGCAAAAAAAACAGGCUUCCCAGCGUGAGCAGUUACGAUCCUCUUCGCCGACCGUCAAGCCAAGACAGGAACCAGGACCGAGUCAGCCAAACAAGGAUGACACAAGGAAAGAGAGCUACACCGCCCUUUACGCGCAAAGUGAAACUGUGGAGGUGACCCUGUCAGAUGCUCCCAAGCGUAUCAAGGGAAGUGCGGGAGAAGUACCCGCUCUUGCAUCUUCGCCGCUUGGCCCGCCACAGGGGCACAGUCUUGCUCCUUCACUAGAGGAGCCACAGCGGAUUAUUGACGGCGCACCUGCCGACCUUGCCCCGUCGGAGGAAACGGGACCGGAGGCACAGCGGUCUGCCACAGAAGCUUCGCUGGGCGCCCCGCAAGAACCUGCAAACGAAAUUGCACCGGUAGUGAAGGAAGUCUCAAAUUCGGGGAGGGGGCGUCGGCCACCGGUGGUGAUGGACUUUCCGUCACUUUGCCGUCCGACACACGGUCCUGGCGGGCGAAGGAAACCGGGCGAAGAGAAGUCCUAA
Trypanosoma conorhini is the source of this 4137-nucleotide messenger RNA. RefSeq lists its product as uncharacterized. The coding region runs from base 1 to 4137 and encodes 1378 amino acids. Lineage: Eukaryota; Euglenozoa; Kinetoplastea; Trypanosomatida; Trypanosomatidae. The record is from RefSeq and is a predicted model, not a curated record. The transcript has a single exon.